This is a messenger RNA of Alternaria atra, 306 nucleotides long. RefSeq lists its product as uncharacterized. Lineage: Eukaryota; Fungi; Ascomycota; Dothideomycetes; Pleosporales; Pleosporaceae. The transcript has 2 exons. The record is from RefSeq and is a predicted model, not a curated record. The coding region runs from base 1 to 306 and encodes 101 amino acids.
AUGAGACUCCAAGCCUCUGUCCUCCUAUGCACACUUGCAUCCGCCGCAAGCGCCUACCUCGUCGACCCACCAACGACUGCGGCACCAGACACGGUCCCGAACUGCAGCAAAUGGCAGAUAGCCGAACCGGGAUGGAGCUCUUGUAACCAAGUUGCCAGCGCAUGGGGUCUACCUAUUUAUCAAGUUGGCCCAUGGAACCCGUCGUGCUCCAGUGACAAGAACUUUGUGCCCGGCAACUCUUAUUGCGUCGAGGUCAACAACGGGCCGUGCCCCGAGAUCGGUGCUGGCGCCUGUCAAGACAACUAA